GGAGGAGCCUUCAGAGCUAGCAACGAGCUAAUGUCGCGUUUGGUCUCAGUGUUAUUAUUGUAUGGAGGUCAUUCAAUAUGGCGUCCCACUUUAGCGGUGUAUUACAACUAACUGAUUUGGAUGAUUUUAUUACACCGUCCCAGGAAUGCGUAAAGCCAGUGAAAGUGGACAAGAAGCAGGGGCGAUCUGUGGCCAAAAUCAAGAUCGACGAUGGCAAUUACUUUCAAGUUAAUGAGGAUGGUCACAUGCAGAAGUUGGAGAAAGCCAAGAUCACUCUGAAUGAUUGUCUGGCCUGCAGUGGCUGCAUCACAUCAGCCGAGAGCAUCCUGAUCACUCAGCAGAGUCAUGAGGAGCUAUACCGAGUGCUCCGCCUCAACAAGCAGAGUAGCAGCACUGAGCAGAAGCUGGUUGUAGUGUCAGUGUCCCCACAGUCUCGAGCUUCCCUAGCCACACAAUACUCUCUCAGCAGCAGUGAGGUGGCCAGGAGGCUUACAACCUUCUUUAAAAAUCUGGGUGUUCAUUAUGUGUUUGACACUGGCUUCAGUCGCACCUUCAGCCUACUGGAGAGUCAGAGAGAGUUCCUCGAGAGGUUUGCUCGGAAAGAAGAGGACAAGAAAGCCUUGCCUUUGCUGACCUCUGCCUGCCCUGGUUGGAUCUGCUAUGCUGAGAAAACGCAUGGUGACUUCAUCCUGCCUUACAUCAGCACAACACGUUCCCCACAACAGAUGAUGGGUUCACUGGUCAAGAGGUUCUUCGCUAGUCAGCAGGGUGUUGAACCGCAAAAGAUUUACCAUGUGACCGUAAUGCCUUGCUAUGACAAGAAACUGGAAGCUUCCAGAACUGAUUUCUACCUUACAGAGGCAGAAACCAGAGAAGUGGACUGUGUCAUUACAUCAGGAGAAGUUCUCAAGAUGCUGGAAGAGGAGGGUGUGUCUCUGAGUGAUAUAGAGCCAGCACCUUUAGAUACUAUGUUCAGUAAUGUGUGUGGUGAGGAGUUGUUGUGUCAUGCUGGGAGUGGUUCAGGAGGAUAUCUUCAUCAUGUUUACACUCAUGCUGCCAAACAACUCUUUGGAGUUGAAGUAGAGGAACUUACAUACAAGACCCUUAAAAACAAGGACUUCCAGGAAGUCAUUUUAGAGAAAGAUGGAGAAGUCCUUCUGCGCUUUGCUGCCACUUAUGGCUUCAGGAAUAUUCAAAACCUUGUGCAGAAGUUGAAGAGGGGAAAGUCACCAUACCAUUUUGUAGAAGUCAUGGCAUGUCCAUCAGGGUGCCUGAAUGGAGGAGGUCAGCUGAAGCCUGUAGCAGAUCAGUCCAAUAAGGAUCUGCUGCAGCAGGUGGAAGCAGCAUACAGAGCAGAGCGGCCGUCUGUACCUGAGAAGGAUGAGCGCAUCACUGAGCUUUACCACACAUGGCUACAGGGAAUGGGAGAAGAGAAAGCAAGAGAGCUACUUCACACACAGUAUCACACCGUGGAGAAAAGCAACAACGGACUCGCCAUCAAGUGGUGAAAAACCGAAAGCCUGGUAUCUGAAUGGUAGAGUAAUGAGCUCAUCAUCACGAUCUGAAGUACCAUCAGUGUUUGUGAAGUUAUAUCUACAUAUAUAUUUCACAAGCUCACAUAAUUCUGGCUUUGUAACCUGGUGUUAUUUUAUGACAAUUAUAUAAGUACUGAAACAAGACAGCUGUUUGAAAUGAAUAAACUGGUAAUGUUUCUUUUGUAUAAAAAAAAAAAAACAACAAAAAAAAAACAUAUCACAGGAUGCACAGUGUUUGUAUGCUCAGCAAGUUUUCUCCACUUGCAGUUCACUGAGCCCUUCAUGUGCCUAAACAUCGAAGACAUUGAAAGCAGCACAAAAUGUAUACAAUUUAUAUAUUGGUAAUUAUUUUAGGUUUGACCUAAUCCAUGCUUUAGUGACCAAUAAAUUGUGCUUUAAUUAAUUUUAUCUGUUAUUUGUAGGAUGUGAUCCCUGUACCAGCAAUCAGAAAGCUCAUUAUUCCUCUGGGGGAAUGUAUUUCCUGUUCCAUUGCUCUUGACUUGCACAUCACACAGUGAGAUGGUAUAUUCCCUGUAAUAUACAGUACAUAUGAAAAAUAAUUGUCUAGAUGGAAUUGUGGCUGUUCAGAAACUGUGUAAAUAUCAAUUGAUCAUAUGUAUAAAGUUACUUAAUCUUUUAAUAUUUAUUUAGGAAAUCUAUAUUACUGAAUGUUUCUCAAUAAAAAGAAUAUUCUAUAUAA
This is a messenger RNA of Tachysurus fulvidraco (yellow catfish), 2235 nucleotides long. It is a transcript of the gene ciao3, whose product is annotated as nuclear prelamin A recognition factor-like. The transcript has 11 exons. Gene Ontology annotation, molecular function: 4 iron, 4 sulfur cluster binding. Gene Ontology annotation, cellular component: cytosolic [4Fe-4S] assembly targeting complex. Gene Ontology annotation, biological process: iron-sulfur cluster assembly. NCBI's taxonomy places the organism in Eukaryota, Metazoa, Chordata, Actinopteri, Siluriformes, Bagridae. The record is from RefSeq and is a predicted model, not a curated record. Bases 78 to 1508 code for a protein of 476 amino acids.